CGCGAUCUGGCCUCCGGGGGGAAACUAGAGAACUUAAGAUAAAGGGUCUACCUGGAACCGGGAAACUGGAGGAAAUGGCCAGUCAAUCCCAGGGUAUCCAGCAGCUCCUGCAAGCAGAGAAACGGGCGGCUGAGAAGGUGGCAGAUGCCAGAAAGAGGAAGGCGCGGCGUCUGAAGCAGGCAAAGGAAGAGGCACAGAUGGAAGUGGAACAGUACCGGCGGGAGCGAGAGCUGGAAUUCCAGAGCAAACAGCAGGCGGCCAUGGGCUCCCAGGGAAACCUGUCCGCAGAAGUGGAGCAGGCUACCAGGCGCCAGGUGCAGGGCAUGCAGAGCUCCCAGCAGAAAAAUCGAGAACUCGUCCUGGCCCAGCUUCUUGGCAUGGUCUGUGAUGUCAGGCCCCAGGUCCACCCCAACUACAGGAUUGCUGCCUAGGACAAACCCUAGCGCCUAACUCCUCCUCAAAAGAAAUCCCCAAAUCAGAAUCGCCUCCCAUCCUAAUCCUACUUUCCUUUUCCAUUCCCUAGAAAUUCUAGGAGGCAGGACCCAAUAAUUCUCCUGUGAAAUAUAGAUGUCCUGCUCAGACCCGAAUCUCCUUAUUGUUUUUUAACCUUCAUUGAGACCUUAUAAACUCCCAAGUCACCCUCACCCAACCCCUCUGUGAAAUUUGUAGCAUGAAAAAGCAGGGAUGUAGGAAACAUCCUAACUCCAGAGCCCAGCAGACUUAGAUCCCUCUCCUGACCCUGCUACUAGUUGACAGGCAACCAGAACAAGCUGCUUAACCCGUAGCCUCACUGCCUCCCCUGGAACAACAAUGCCCACCUUUCAGUGUUGCUGCAGUAAUUAGGAAUCAUUCUGUCCAGAGCCUGGCAUGGUUGCUGGCAUGUAAUAGUUAUGAUUUGAUUAAUGGCAACCCCGUGAUAUUAUGUCCACCUGCCAAAACCUAGACACAGCUGUUUCCUCACUUCUGUCUGUGGCCCUAACUCUACUCAUUGAUUCUGUGACCCUAGUAAUUCUCUGAAGAAUUGGUUCUUCCCACCUCUCUUUUCCCAGGCCUUAUGAUCCCUGAAAAGAUAAAAUGAUGAUUUCAUUUAGC
Messenger RNA from Myotis myotis, 1092 nucleotides. RefSeq names its product ATPase H+ transporting V1 subunit G2 (gene ATP6V1G2). Gene Ontology annotation, molecular function: proton-transporting ATPase activity, rotational mechanism. Lineage: Eukaryota; Metazoa; Chordata; Mammalia; Chiroptera; Vespertilionidae. The transcript has 4 exons. The record is from RefSeq and is a predicted model, not a curated record. Bases 75 to 431 code for a protein of 118 amino acids. Gene Ontology annotation, cellular component: vacuolar proton-transporting V-type ATPase complex. Gene Ontology annotation, biological process: proton transmembrane transport.